AUGGCGGCCGUCCUUGGAGCGCGGAUGAAUCAAACGAUGAUUGAGGUGCAUUCACUGAAAGUCGACCGAUGCGUAUUGUGGACAGAUUCGCGUACAGUUUGGAGUUGGAUCCGAUCUGAUCAGCAUAGAUACAAACAGUUUGUUGCGUUUAGGAUCGGAGAAAUUCUGGAACUUACGAAGACGACGGACUGGCGUUGGGUCCCAACGAAGCAGAAUGUAGCGGACAUUUUGACGAAAUGGCAUCGCAGUAGCGAUCUGGAAAGUGAAGGCGUAUGGUACACGGGCCCCACAUUCCUGAAUGAACCCGAAGAUCAAUGGCCUGCUCUGGAGGUACCAAUCGAGAAGACGUGUGAAGAAGCCAGAGGACACCUAAAUUUUCACGGCGUGGUUGAGGUGGAACGGUGCUCGAGAUGGAAGACACUGCAAAGAGUGAUGGCAUACGUGAUCCGAUUCAUAGACAACUGUAAGCGAAAAGUGGCGAAGCUUUCGAUAGUUACUGUUAAGUCCGAGCAGCGCCCCCUCGAGCGAGACGAGUUCCGGCGAGCGCAGAUCAUUCUGUGGAAGCAAGCCCAACACGAAGCCUUCCCGGAUGAGAUGAGCAUCCUCACCAAAAACCUGGACCAACGACCGGGUGAAUCUCCGGCAACGGUGCGGAAAAACAGUUCCCUUUACAAACUGACGCCUUUUCUGGACGAAGACGGCGUGUUGCGUUUUGGCGGAAGAAUGGAGAGGGCAGAGAACAUGCCGUACGAUAAAAAAUUCCCAAUCAUCUUGCCGCGAAAGCAUGCGACCACGGAGAAGCUGAUUCAAUCCUAUCACGAGAAAUAUGGGCAUGCCAACCGUGAAACUGUGAUGAACGAACUCCAACAACGAUUUUGGAUUCCAAACGCUCGUACUGCGAUCCGACAAACGACGGUAAAAUGCGUAUGGUGUAAGGAACACCGUUGCCAGCCACAUGUCCCGAAGAUGGCGCCUCAUUCGACGCAGCGAGUUACACCCUACCAACGGCUGUUCAGCUCGGUCGGUAUCGACUAUUUGGGUCCGAUAGAAGUGACGGUUGGACGCAGGAGAGAGAAGCGAUGGGUAGCGGUAUUCACUUGCCUGGCCAUUCGAGCAGUUCACCUGGAAGUGGUGCCUAGGCAGACAACGCAAUCUUGA
Messenger RNA from Wyeomyia smithii (pitcher-plant mosquito), 1158 nucleotides. RefSeq lists its product as uncharacterized. Lineage: Eukaryota; Metazoa; Arthropoda; Insecta; Diptera; Culicidae. Gene Ontology annotation, molecular function: nucleic acid binding. The record is from RefSeq and is a predicted model, not a curated record. The transcript is spliced from 2 exons. The coding region runs from base 1 to 1158 and encodes 385 amino acids.